AUGCGGCAGAUGACACCAAUAUCUUACGAGACAGUUCAUAGGCUUCGCAAAGGUAUUGCGAAUCAACUCGAGGUCUCUUCUUCGGACGAGGUGGACGUUCUUGGCUGGAUGGGCCGCACGGCGCUUGAACUCGUUGAUCUCGGCUUUUUAUUCGACCCGCUUAUCGAAGACGUCCCGAGCGCGUAUGAAGAUGCGCUGAGAGCCCUCAUGCCGACGGUCUCGCGACUGGUUAGCUUUUGUCUGUUCAGCUCUUUUUGGAGCCCGCUCGUUAGCUUACAAGAACGCUACCCGGCGCUCGAGCAAGUUGUCCGGAAGUCCUUCUGGCUCAUUCCCAGUCCGGCGCUGCAAGAGAAGAAGCGGAUAAUCAACACCAUGGACGAAACCACGCGGAUGAUUUUCGCUCAGAAGAAGAAUGCGCUCCGCAACCAUGACAGCGAGCUCAAAUUCAUGAUGGAGGAGGGCAAAGAUCUCAUGAAUGUGCUGCUACGGGCGAACUUGAUGGCCUCGGAGGAAGACAAGAUGCCGGAAGAAGAGCUAAUUGCUCAGAUGUCGUACCGACACCACCUCAAAUGCCCUGGCCAGAAUUCUGCAUCUGCUGUGCUUGCAUUCCGAUGUUCAAGACGACUGAGAGCUGAGAUUUUGGAAGCACGCGCGGCUAACGGAGGUCACAAUAUUGGCUACGACGACCUUGAGGGACUGCCGUACGUGGACGCCGUCUGUCAAGAGACUUUGCGUCUCUACCCGCCCGUGCCCAUUGUCACUCUCCAAGCCAUGCAUGACGUCACUCUGCCGCCUCUGACUGGCAACAACGGCUCGUCCGUCACGUCGAUCCCCAUCCCGAAAGGCACGACGGUCGCUACUGCGAUCUACUCGUGCAACCGCAACAAAGCGAUCUGGGGUGAAACCGCUGACAGUGGAAGCCUGAGCGCUGUUAUGGAGGCGAAAGUGCCCGGUGUCUACUCAAAUUUGUAAGCACAGCUCUCUGGU
Molecule: messenger RNA, 987 nt
Organism: Phanerochaete carnosa HHB-10118-sp
Lineage: Eukaryota; Fungi; Basidiomycota; Agaricomycetes; Polyporales; Phanerochaetaceae
Exons: 7
Coding region: 1-972 (323 amino acids)
Molecular function (GO): heme binding; oxidoreductase activity, acting on paired donors, with incorporation or reduction of molecular oxygen; iron ion binding
Source: RefSeq, a predicted model, not a curated record